Messenger RNA from Babesia bigemina, 1416 nucleotides. RefSeq lists its product as hypothetical. The transcript has a single exon. The record is from RefSeq and is a predicted model, not a curated record. The coding region runs from base 1 to 1416 and encodes 471 amino acids. NCBI's taxonomy places the organism in Eukaryota, Apicomplexa, Aconoidasida, Piroplasmida, Babesiidae.
AUGGAAGGCUCUAUGGCUGCUGUAGACAUGCCCUCGGGCGAAACCCUCGUCGAAAAGAAGUCCGGGUCCUCAUCCCCCAAGGAGGACAUCAGCCCCGGAAUGCUCACCUACUCCAUGGUGUCAUGCAUCAUCCAGGGAUUCUGUGUGCUGCUGGCCGUGCACAGCUCCUUUAUGCUUGGUGGUAUGGCUUCUGACGCGCUCAAGGUCAGCAACAUCGCCGGCACGGUCGUGUACCUCCUCGAGGGCGCCUCGUGCCUCUUCAACAUCAUCGUCUUCUGGUCCAACGCCGUCAGGCCCUGGUUGACGGUCGUCGUCUCGUUCAUGCAGGCGGUGGGGAGCAUCGCCCAGAUCGUCGUCCUGCAGACGAUGACGGGUGAGUCGGGCAAGUACGCCUACCUGGCGGUUGUCGGCUUCAUCGGUCUCGUCUUCGGUUGCAACGGUAUUGCCUCUUUCGCCGUCGCCGCCUUCGGACCCGUCAACAACCUCGGACCCUUCACCUUCGGUUACGCCCUUGGUGGUGUCCUUCCGUUCGUCUUCUCCACCAUCCUGAGGACCACGUACUACACCGGCCAUGACGCUGACAGCGUCAAGGGAUUGAUGUCGUGGAUGUUGGGAUUCCUCGCCCUCAUGUCCGCGGUCAGCGCCACCAACAUGAUGAUCUACCUCACCAGGGAGCCCAUCAGGAAGCACUACGAGCAGAUCAAGCUGGACGGUAUCAGCACCGUCAAGUGCACCUUCAGGUCGGCCAUCAAGGGUCUCAGGCACGCCUGGAAGAUCGUCCUCAUCGAGUGCAUCAGCUACAUCACGCUGCUCUCCUUCUACCCGGGUAUCAUCCCCAGCGCCAUGAAGAUGGACGUCGGCCGCAGGGUCAUGCUCAUCGGUGUCUUCCAGAUCAGUGAGACCUUCGGACGUGGUGUCGCCGUCUUCGUCGACAACAAGUGGCUGCCCUGCAACACACUCAACAGGAUCAUCGCCCUGGUCAUCAGCAACCUUGGCACCGCCGGGUUCCUCGUCAUGUGCACCAUCUACCACGACAACGUCUUCAUGGGCAACAUCGUCGUCAUCACCAUCGGUGUCAUCACCUUCGGAGCUGUCGGUGGAUACUGCAACUCGUUCUCCGACAAGAGCAUCGAAGGCGAGCUGCCACCCCAGCUCGAGCAGGAGGUCGUCGUGUCCACCACCACGGUCUUCAGGAUUAUUGUCUCCUUCCUGUGCGCCAUUGGUGGUUUCUUGUCGACUGUGAUUGUCACGGCGUUCCCUGACCACAAUGCGGCAGCCGCGGCGGCCGCUGCAGCAGCAGCUAAGGCAGGAGAAAUGGGAGCACAGGCUGCACAGACUCUUGGUGAGGCAGGGGCAGGUCUCGGUGACGCUGCAGCACAAGCAGCUGCUGCAGCAAAGGCAGGAUUGGCUGCCUAA